CAACAUAAGAGAUCGCCAAUGUCUUAACCCAUAAAAACUUGGAACCUCGGACCCCUUUUUUUUUCGUUCCGUACAUAUUCUUUGAUCAUCAUCGCUCCUCAACCUUAUUAUUAUUAUCAUCAUCAUUCAUUCAUUACUCAGCAUUUCAUCAUCUCACUCUCACCCAGCCGGCACUUUAGUUAUACUGCACCAACUAGAAAAAUACGUGUAAUAUUGUGUCGAUCACAACCAUCACCAAGAAAAAACAUGACUCGGUCAACAUUCACAACUAUCACACCCUUGCCCUCAGGCAUAUCCCGAGAGCAUGUAGUCGAGUUUCUCCACGAUCAUCUCGCCAUGAUCGACUUGAAUCCCCUCAUUAUAGAACGCCACCAAAUCCCUCCUCCGCCACACGCCCCGGAGGAUGAGAAGAAGUGUGUAUGGUACUCCAUGACGGACCGUAUCGACUAUCUCCCCGGCGGUCUUGUCUCCGGCCAGGUCUCUUACACCGCGGCCUUCUUUGACUCUCCUGAUGGUCUGCAGACGCACAGCUACGCUCCUAUGGGGCUUGAUCUCCGUGGGCGUUGGUCUGUAGGUGGCACGAUGCCAGGAGAGCGCCCGCAGCCUGUCGAGCUUGGUCUUGGGGCGCCUACUACGGGUCUUUAUCUCCGUGAGGAUGUUGAUAUGCGCUGUAACAUGCUCAUGGCAGGGUUUGUCAAGAAGACUAUUAAGAAGUCACACGGGACACUGGUUGAGAAGUUAUCUCACAAGACCUCCAUGAAGAUGGCAAGGCACUCUAUGCAAAACUUCGGGACCAGCUCCCCAGGAAGUCUUCAAACACCAACCCCUACAGGGUCUGAAUCCUCAGCAGUACCGCCUAUGGGGCCGCUUCUCCCACCUGCCGCGAGCAAUGACCAGCGCGGGUUUGCCCCGGACCUAUCUUCACCACCUGCCUAUGGCCACGGCACACCCUCUUCCUCUUCAAAUAUGGGCAACAUGCAUCCGCAGAGAAGCGGCGGAAUGGUCCCCCCUGGAGAACCUCAACGGUUAGAUUCGAAUCAGUCAGGGCUUGGUCAUGCAGGAACUGUCUAUCGUGGUAACAGUAGGACUGAUCAUUACACCGAGUUCUCAGGUCAGAACCCCUAUGAUAGCUCACGGACUCCAUACGAUGAGCGGGAGAACUUUGCAGAAUUAGACGAUGGCACCCAUAACCAUCCUCGCCACUACGAAGAAAAGUCAGGGCCCGCAGAGCUAGCUUGAGGCUUGCAUGCGGCAGCAUAACAUCACCGACCUAUGUUUCUUUUUGAUUUGGAGCAGGGGCGUUACUUCUAGCCUAGACUAUUAUGUCUAUCUUUUGAAUAUCAAGUCAUAUCAGGUACGAGCGGAGCACAUUGACAAUAUACAGAAUAUCGGACGCAGGUUUAAUGAGCAUAAUGAUAAAAUUACGUUGAGUACUAU
Molecule: messenger RNA, 1437 nt
Organism: Fusarium oxysporum Fo47
Lineage: Eukaryota; Fungi; Ascomycota; Sordariomycetes; Hypocreales; Nectriaceae
Exons: 1
Coding region: 247-1239 (330 amino acids)
Source: RefSeq, a predicted model, not a curated record